Molecule: messenger RNA, 1179 nt
Organism: Aureococcus anophagefferens
Lineage: Eukaryota; Pelagophyceae; Pelagomonadales; Pelagomonadaceae
Exons: 1
Coding region: 1-1179 (392 amino acids)
Source: RefSeq, a predicted model, not a curated record
AUGCAGGCCCAGCUCGACGAUUUCGGCGACGCCGUCGCGCCGCUGCCGCCGCUGCAGCAGGCCGGCGUCCAGUACCUGGACACGACGGCGAUCGGAGAGAUCCUGGACGCGCGCAUCGCGCCGUCCGUCUGCAACUUCGUCAAGAAAACGGCGGAGCUGAACGACCUCGUCUUCGGCGGCCUCCAGGUCGGCUACACGCCCAACGAGAAGACGACCUACGAGAGCGUCUGCGGCAAGCACCUCUACACGUUCCCGAACCAGGACUACUACGACGACAAGAACAAUCUGGUCAUGAUGAAGCCCAACUGCAGCAUGAACGAGUUCUGCCACAUCGUCCACCCGGCCCGCGUCUUCUGCGGAACGAACAGCCCCGGCCAGCCCGGCGACUGGUCCCUGUUCAACCUCCUCGUCGGCGGCCCCGUCUUCAUCGAGCGGUCCAACCACCCGCACAAGCUCUACUCCGUCAUCCCGGCCUUCUCCCUCGACGGCGGCAUGAACCCCGCGGCCAUGCACCUGGACAGCAACAACCACAAGAACGUCGCCGGCGGCAAGGGCCUCCUCAAGGUCGCCUGGAAGUUCGUCCCCGGCCUCUACCGCUGGCCCGUGCGCCACCACGCGGCCAAGAGCUACGACGGCCUCAUCGGCCAGACGGAGUUCUGCGAGUGGUGCGCCAACGAGGGCUACCUCCUGGACAUCGACGGCAACUUCUACGUCGUCUGCAACUACUGGAAGUACCGGGACACCUACGCGCAGCUCUCGGAGUGCAUCAACCGCUUCGGCAAGCUCCGCGACACGCCCCGCGGCCACCGCCUCGACGCCUUCGAGCGCUUCCUCGGCGGCUGCGCGGCCGAGGUCAAGCACAAGGGCAACCUCAAGCACAUCCCCCUCUUCCUCAUCACGAACAUGUACGUCGCCACGGACGACAAGCAGAUGCACACGACCGAGGGCGGCCUGGAAAAGAAGCGCAUGGUGCUCACGACGCACGAGCGGGCCCGCAACGGCAUCGAGGUCCUCUACACGCUCAACCAGAUGUGCGAGAUCGCCAAGGGCAACAUGCCGACCGUCGAGAAGCUCGACGACGACUUCCUCCCGGACAAGGCCCUGGGCCCCGGCGGCUACAUGCAGCGCGCGCCGGCCGCCAACCACAAGGGCAAGCGCUGCAACUACUACAAGUCCUGA